AUGAGAGCAGAGCGGGUCACGUUAACACCAGUUUUAGAAGAACGCCCAAGAUAAGGAGCCAGAGAUGGACCACUCCCCGAGUCUGAGCGUCUUGCUUCUGGCCUUGUUGGCUGCCCAGGGGGGCUCUGGUGGCGCUCUACGCAGCCAGAUUGUCGGAGGGCACGAAGCCCCGCCACACUCUCGACCUUACGCGGCAGCUCUGAAAGUAAAUGGCCGCUUUGGCUGUGGGGGCUUCUUGGUGGCCCCUCAGUGGGUGAUGAGUGCAGCCCAUUGCAAAGGAGAUAUCCUCGUCAUUCUGGGAGCCCAUGAUUUGAAUGCAGUAGAAGAAACCCAGCAAGUGUUCGGCGUUGAAAGCAUCCAUGUGCACCCAGACUUCGGCAGACGUGGUCGGGCGCCAUACAACGACAUCCUUCUCCUAAAGCUGGAUCGCGAAGCCAAGCUCAACAAGUAUGUCCAACUCAUCCCUUUACCCCAGACUGAGAACUAUCUCCCCAAAGACACUGAGUGUGUCAUCGCUGGCUGGGGACGCAUCGAUGCCACGUAUCGACCCUCAUCCAAGCUUUUCAUGACCAAUGUCACGCUCCCUGACCGUAGGAUGUGCCUGAAGUUCUUCCCAGGACUCACCGACGGGAUGGUUUGCGCGGGAGUUCGUUCCAAACUCUGCGACGUCAGCAAUGGGGAUUCCGGAAGUGCUCUGGUGUGCAACGGAGCGGCCCAUGGGGUAGUCUCCUACGGCUACCAGGUGCCCCCGUCAAUUUACACCCGUGUGGCUAAUUACCUUCCUUGGAUCAGAAAGGUCAUGGAACAAGGCCCGGAAAUGCAAAAACCACCGGCCUUCUGAGCCACCUUGAAGCCAUUCACACCUUUUGCUGAGCUGCUGUGUGUCUCCACUGGAGUGAGUUAUGUGAGCCUGAUUCAGCAAGAUUCAUUAAAUAAACCAUCCCUGCAUU
Sphaerodactylus townsendi is the source of this 950-nucleotide messenger RNA. RefSeq names its product mast cell protease 2-like. The record is from RefSeq and is a predicted model, not a curated record. Gene Ontology annotation, biological process: proteolysis. The coding region runs from base 65 to 841 and encodes 258 amino acids. Gene Ontology annotation, molecular function: serine-type endopeptidase activity. Lineage: Eukaryota; Metazoa; Chordata; Lepidosauria; Squamata; Sphaerodactylidae. The transcript has 5 exons.